This is a messenger RNA of Lodderomyces pseudojiufengensis, 1779 nucleotides long. RefSeq lists its product as uncharacterized. The record is from RefSeq and is a predicted model, not a curated record. The coding region runs from base 1 to 1779 and encodes 592 amino acids. Lineage: Eukaryota; Fungi; Ascomycota; Pichiomycetes; Serinales; Debaryomycetaceae. The transcript has a single exon.
AUGUCUUAUUAUUAUACAACUUCACCAAAUUAUUCAAAUGGUUUUAAUUUUAAUGAUUUAAUAAAUUUAUUAAAUAAUCAAACAAUUGAAGAUCAUCAAAGACAACAACAACAACAACACUAUCAACAACAUUAUCAACAACAUCAACAACAACUUCAACAACAACACCCUCAAUAUCAACAACUUCAAAAAAAUCAAUUGGAAAAUUAUUUAAAUAAUCAAAUUCAAAAAUCAAAUCAAAAUAUAAAACCAAGAAUUAUCAAAAAAUUAGAAACAGAAGAUGAAUUUCAAAUUCAAAUUUAUAAACCAAUUGGAAAUUAUAAUAAUUAUGAAGUUAUAAUAAAACAAUCAAACCCAAAUCAACCAAUUAUAAAUUUAAUUAUAUAUUCAAAAGAAGAUAAUUUUAAAAUUGAAUUUAAAUUUAAUUUAAAUUAUAUUGAUAUUGGUAAUAUAAAUUGGAAAUGGUAUAAACAAAAUAAUAUUUUAAUUUUAAAUAUCCCCAAGAAAUUACAUUUUAUAAAUCAUUAUGAUGAAAUUUUAAAUCAUUUAAUUGAUUCAUUACCUAAAAAUUCUCAGGAAUAUUUAAAUUAUGAAGAAGAAGAAUCUAAAAAUUUUGAUGCUUACCAACAUGAAAUUGAAGAAGAUUAUCCAGAAGAAGAAGAUGAAGCUGAUGAAAAUGAAGAUCAAAGAGAUGAAAAUUUACAAAAUUCAAUUAAUGAUCAUGAUAAAUUAAUUAAAGAUGCAAUAACUUCAUUAAUUUCAAGUAAUUCUAAUAACAAAGGUAAUAAUAAAUCAAAUGGUAAUUUACCUGAUAAAUUAGAACCAGAGGAUCCAAAUGCUAAAAAAUUAGCUGAAAAAGUUGGUAAAGAAGCUGCUUCAAAAGGUAAAAAAUUAGAAGAACAAGAUUCUGAAAAAAGAGAAAAAGAAUUAGCUGCUAUUGACGCUGAAACAGAGGCUAAAAGAAAACAACAAAUUGAAGAAGAAGAGAGAAGAAGUAAAGAAGAAGAGGCUAAAGCAAAAGCUGAGGCAGAUGCUGCAGCUAAAGCUAAAGCUGAGAAAGAAGCAAAAGCUAAAGCCAAAGCAGAAGCUAAAAAACAAAAACAAUUAGAAAUAAUAAAAAGAAAACAAGAAAUUGAAAAUCAAAGAAAACAAUUUGAAUUAAAACAAAAAGAAGAAGAAGAAAAAAUUAAACAAGCUCAAUUAGAUUUAGAAAGAUUAAUUAAACAACAUCAAUUAGAUCGUGAAGAUGAAGAUGAUGAUGAAAAUGAAGAGGAACAACAUGAACAAGAUGAAGAACAAUUAAAAGAGCAAAAAUCUCAACAACAACCACAUCAACAACAUCAAAAUAAUGGGUAUGGUUUAACUCCUCAACAAUUACAACAACAAGAAUAUUUAAAUAAAUUAUUUGGUUAUAAUUUAGGUCCAGUUUUAUUUAAUAAUAUUCCACAAGUUCAUCAACCACAAGUUCAUCAACCACAAGUUCAUCAUCAACAACAACAACAACAACAACAAACUAAAAAACCACAACCUAAGCAAAAUCAACAUCAACAACCACAACCUCAAAAACCUCAAAAACCAAAUAAUUUAAAAUCAUCUAAUUCAAUAGAUUCAUCAAAAUCAAAAACAUCAGCUAAUGCUAUUAUUAAUAAAUCUAAUAAAAAUUUAAAUUCAAAUUCAAAUUUAAAUACAGCAAAUAAGAUUAAAAAAUCAAAUUCUCCAACUAUUGAAGAUGUUGAAGAUGAAGAAAGUAUUUUAUUUAGAAAAAGAUUUGAUCAUUAA